Prunus mume (Japanese apricot) is the source of this 2849-nucleotide messenger RNA. Lineage: Eukaryota; Viridiplantae; Streptophyta; Magnoliopsida; Rosales; Rosaceae. The record is from RefSeq and is a predicted model, not a curated record.
UAAAUCCCUAGGGGAUAAGGAUCCCCAAGGUUUAGAAAGCCAGCCAAAAACGACGACGUUUAAGUAGAGGACAGAGGAGAAGGAACGUUUCUUUGCGUCAGCGUGUUGCGGUGUCGGUCUGGCGUAGAGUUGCCGCGGCGAAAUAAUGCGUUUUCCCUCGCGGCCUUGCGCUUGCAUUGCGUCGCGUCGCUUUGCGGCAGAAUUUAAAAAAAAUUAAGAAGAAAAAAAGAAAAAACGAAACAGAACAAGAGAAGAGAGAGGCUUUUUGCCGCUUUUGCGUUAUGGGUUUGGGGGGUUUUUAAAAGGUUUUUCCUCAAGACACAAACGAAACUGUUCUUCCCUUCCAAACACACCCUCUCUCUCUCUCUCUCUCUCUCUCUCUCUCUCUUCCUCCGUUAAUCACUCCGUUUACGACGUCGUUUUCCCUCUCCUGCCCUGCCUCGUUCUUUCUCUUCAAUUUCGUUUCUUGUUCUCUUUCUUCUCUCUCCCCUGCAAUUUUGUCUUCAUUGUUCAAUUUCAUGGCUCAUCUUAAAGUCUGUUCGCCGCGGCCAAACGGUGACGUUUUUCGUGAAGAUCGACCCUGCCCUUCGCCGCCAUCCCCGUCAUUGCCGACCUCCAAUCCCGAUCCCUCCGCCGUCAGCCCCGAGUCUUGGGCCAGAGGCGAGGACGCAACCCGCGACAUAGUCUCAAAGAUUCAGCCCACUCUGGUGACCCACCAGGCGAGGAAGGAGGUUAUUCAAUAUGUACAGAGCCUCAUCACAUCUAACGUUAGAUGUAAGGUUUUUCCGUAUGGGUCAGUUCCAUUAAAAUCAUAUCUUCCUGAUGGAGAUAUUGAUUUGACGGCAUUCAGCAGUGCAAACAUUGAGGAAAGCUUUGUAACUGAUGUUCAUGCUAUCCUGAAGGGAGAGGAGAAUAAUGAAGCUGCUCAGUAUCUUGUGAAGGAUGUCCAUUGCAUUGAUGCCGAGGUUAAGCUUGUGAAAUGCAUUGUACAAAAUAUAGUAGUAGAUAUAUCCUUCAACCAGUUAGGAGGACUUUGUACACUGCGCUUUCUUGAACAGGUCGAUCACUAUAUUGGCAAACAUCAUCUUUUCAAACGCAGCAUUAUUCUGAUAAAAGCCUGGUGCUACUAUGAGAGUCGUAUUCUUGGUGCUCAUCAUGGGUUGAUUUCAACAUAUGCUUUGGAAACAUUAAUCCUAUAUAUUUUCCAUAUGUUUCAUUCUUCUCUAGAUGGCCCUUUAACGGUCCUUUAUAGAUUUUUGGAUUACUUCAGCAAAUUUGAUUGGGAGAACUACUGUAUAAGUUUAAAUGGACCAGUAUGCAAAUCGUCCCUGCCUGAUAUAGUGGCUGAGGUUCCCGAAAAUGGGGGAGAUGAUCUACUGCUGAGCGAAGAAUUUAUUAGAAAUUGUGUGGAAAUGUUCUCUGUUCCAUCAAAGUUGUGUGAGACAAACUUGCGAUCUUUUCCCCUGAAGCAUCUUAAUAUAAUUGAUCCACUAAAAGAGAAUAACAACCUUGGGCGUAGUGUCAAUAGAGGUAGCUUCUAUCGGAUAUGCAGUGCUUUUAAAUAUGGAGCUCGCAAGCUUGGUUGGAUUCUUUCGUUACCAGGAGAAAGAAUAGCAAAUGAGCUGAACAAGUUUUUUGCAAACACUUUAGAUAGGCAUGGAAGCAACUGUCAGACUAAUGAUAAAAAUGAUGCCUUAUCUGGAGGUCUUGAAGCUCUGAACAUUUUGUUGGAGCUUGGUGGAGAUUUUGACAAUCACUGCUUGAACCUGCAAUAUGGUCCCUAUUUCCCUGGGUCUGCUACAUCACCUCCUUUAUUGCCAAGUCCUCCUUUGUCGCCUCAGCCAUGGAAAGAGAAUCAAUGGGGAGUUACCUCUGAAGCUGUUCAGUUCCACCAGAAUAUUAAUUCCCAAACUAACAUAAAUGGUAUUGCUUGGGGAGCACAUGCGUACCAUGCAAAUGAUUCCACUUUAUCUGUUGCUGCCUUCAGAGGAGAGAAGAAGAAACCACGAGGAACAGGGACGUACAUCCCCAAUGCGUCUUUUCAGAGUUAUCGUCCCUAUAAGGAUAGGUUCUUGCCUGGAAGGGGAAGGAAACAGGCACCAGGAACAUGUUUUCCAUUGCAGAGACACGCUUUUAGUUAUGGCUUUGCUGCAGCCCCUCAAGAGUCAAUCUCACAGAGAGAAUACAACCGCCAGCUCUCAGAAGCAGAGUACCCAGUUCUAGGUCGUGGAAACUCUGCAAAAUCAGAUUACCAUCCACCUCACCUUUCAAUCUGGGAGUCUUUCCAUGACGUUGGUUUGUCCAACUUGCCAGAGAAACCUGAGUGUAGAUCCUUGUCACCUCCAUCAUGGGAAUCACACAUUCCAGAAGUGGACAGUCAAUCAGAGUUAUUCAGAGCCAAUGAGGAGAGGAUUGAAGAGCAGUCAUAUCAUCUGAAAAAUGAUGACGAUUUUCCCCCCCUCACCCCUCAAGUGCCUUUGAAGGAAGGAUUAUGCGUUGGAGAAUGAAGACACUUAUAAUUGUAGAUGCUAACACACUAGACUGAGCUUCUGAUGAGACAUCUUCCCCUGACUUCAACUCUUUUUGGGGUCCUGCGUUGUUUGUUGGUUCGAUGUAGCAUACAUAUGUUGUACAUUCUGGUUCGCUUUUCAUUUUCCGAAUAGACACGCACAUUUGUGUGCUUUGAUUGGGUUGGGUGGAUGAUGUAUAUACGGGGUGAAGUUUGCCCCUCAUUUCGCAUUCCCUCCCAAAGUUUGGAGAGUUAUAAACACAGUACUGAGAAGCCUCUGUUAGGUAUAUUUUCGGUUAGAUACUGGUUAGUAUACACAUGAUGAAAUCUAUAGAUGUAA